CCCUCGCUCUCUUCCUCUCCCUCUCUCUCCUUUCCGUCGAGCCUUGGUGAAUUAAAAAACAACAUAGGAGAAUUGUGUUUGUUCGGCCAAGAGGAUUAUUUUUCUGGUACCUUAAUAGUUUUCCAAUAAAAUCGCCUUUGACACUUUGUAAAUCUUUAUUUGGAGGACCUGCUGCUGGAUUUUUCUCCAAAGGAAAGUUCUUUCCAUGAGAUUCCAGUUCCCCGCGCGCAACAGUACUUGAUCUCGGCGGGAGGAAGCGGACGAAAGGAAGAUGGCCAUCCACGUCGAGGGUAUCGUGGCUAUCGUGAUCUUCUACGUCCUGAUUCUGUUUGUUGGGAUCUGGGCCGCGUGGAAGAACAAGAACUCCGGUGUUGGCGUAGACCAGAGCGAGCGCAUCAUGGUCGGGGGAAGGGACAUCGGAUUGUUCGUUGGUGGAUUCACAAUGACCGCCACUUGGGUGGGUGGGGGCUACAUUAAUGGGACAGCAGAGUAUGUCUACCUGCCGGACUACGGCCUUGCUUGGGCGCAGGCACCCUUUGGAUACGCUCUCAGCCUGGUAGUAGGUGGGCUUUUCUUUGCCAAGCCCAUGCGUUCACGUGGAUACGUCACCAUGCUGGAUCCCUUCCAGCAGCUGUAUGGAAAAAGGAUGGGCGGCCUGCUCUUCAUCCCUGCACUCAUGGGGGAAAUCUUCUGGUCUGCAGCCAUUUUAUCUGCCCUGGGUGCCACUCUGAGUGUGAUCGUGGACAUAAAUAUCAACAUGUCGGUGGUGAUCUCAGCCCUGAUAGCUAUCUUUUACACGCUUGUUGGAGGACUCUACUCUGUUGCAUACACAGACGUGGUCCAGCUCUUCUGUAUCUUUCUGGGCUUGUGGAUCAGCGUGCCUUUUGCCCUGUCCAAUCCCGCCGUGUCGGACAUCAGUAUUACAGCCAAGGAAGUAAUCUACCAGUCACCCUGGCUGGGCAAGAUCGAGCCUGAAGACAAAUGGCUCUGGGCGGACAACUUCUGUUUGCUGAUGUUGGGGGGGAUUCCCUGGCAGGUCUAUUUUCAACGGGUUCUUUCUGCCUCUUCAGCUACCUACGCCCAGGUCCUUUCCUUCCUCGCUGCCUUCGGCUGCUUGGUCAUGGCCGUCCCCUCUGUCCUCAUAGGAGCUAUAGGGGCCUCCACUGACUGGAACCAGACUUCUUAUGGGUCGCUCGCUCCGAAGGAUAAGGAUCAGUCAGACAUGAUCCUUCCCAUCGUGCUUCAGCACCUCUGCCCGCCUUACAUCUCCUUCUUUGGUCUGGGCGCGGUGUCGGCUGCGGUCAUGUCAUCGGCAGACUCAUCCAUUCUCUCAGCCAGCUCCAUGUUUGCCAGGAACAUCUAUCAGCUCGCCUUCCGGCAGUCGGCGUCAGAUAGGGAGAUUGUUUGGGUGAUGCGCUUCACCAUCUUUGUAUUCGGAGCUCUUGCCACUGCUAUGGCGUUGCUAACAGGAUCCGUGUAUGGCCUGUGGUACCUGAGCUCCGACUUGGUCUACGUCAUCAUCUUUCCCCAACUUCUCAGUGUGUUAUUCGUCAAGGGCACCAACACCUAUGGCUCUGUGGCUGGCUACAUCUUUGGUCUUUUGCUGCGCAUUGGUGGAGGGGAGCCCUAUCUCAAACUCCCCCCCUUCAUCUACUACCCCGGUUGGGUGACCCAGGAGAGGAUCCACCACGUCACUGGGGAUAUAGAGCACUUUAUCCAGCAGAGGUUUCCGUUCAAGACUAUGUCCAUGCUGGCAUCCUUCUUGGCAAAUGUGGCCUUUUCUUACCUGACAAAGUACCUGUUUGAAAGCGGUACUUGGUCACACAAGUAUGACUUCCUGGACGCCGUGGUGUCCAAGCAUAGCCAGGAGAUCAUGGACAAAGCCACACUGGUGAGCAACCAAGACAACAUCAUUCUUUCAGAGAUGGCGCCCGUCAAGCAGGUCCUGGGUGCGUCACUCGCUGGGACAUUCAUCAACACUGAGGUCCUCAGUGAUGAUGGGGCAUCCAGUCCAGAGGCUUUUCACAAUGAAAACUAGGCAACAAAGGCACAAAGAAUACUAGAACCAAGGGAUUUAAAGAAGAAGGAAUAAUCGAAGGGGCAUCCACAUUCUUCAGGACACUUGCUACUGCCGCACCAGAAGCCAAAUCAACAGAAAUCUGCUGUGGCUUCCGAGUGACUCCACAAGUUUGUUUUAUGCUGAUUACAUGGUGCCUCCUUCUUUUUUAAUAUCCCUUGCCUAGAACCAGGAAGAUGACAGAUUAGCUGUGUCGAGCAUAACAUACUCAUUCUUUUUUUUUCAAAUUGUGACUCUGUGAAUCUAAAACCACUACAAUCAUUUUAAUUUAAGUGCUGCAACCAUGAGGAACUUUCAGGGGAAAAAUAGUGGCUGCUGUGUACAAUGACGUCUUCAAGGGUUUGCUGCGGGUAAUGAGAAUAGUGCAAUAUCUAACAAAGGAAUUGUGUCCACGUCGAAAUAGCAGUGUGUGUGUGUGUGUGUGAGUGUGUGUGUGUGCUUGAGUGUGGCAACAAAGCAGUGAAUAUACUGAAACCUUUUCACAGACUGUGAGGUUUAAUUUGGCAUAGAGUCAAUUUAUUAAUAGCAAUAAUAUUUGUAGGAUCUAUGUUGUAUAGAUAGAUACAUUGUACUGAAUGUUUAGGUUACUGUCUUUCCUUUUAACUUGAAGACCAAGAUAUUUCUUAUUUUAUGUUCACCUUGCUCUUAAUCCUCCUGUCAAUCUCGCUAAUUCCAGACUCAAAAAGUGCUGAUUUAAGAACCACAUGCCACCGUGAUAUUACCAAACUCGCCAAACAGAAGGUUGAUAUUGGAUGAUUCUGCAGAUUCCAUUCAGUCUUGACAGUUUCAACGUUCACUGUCAACAUGUUUGAAAUUCAUAGUCCAAUGCAACAUCCCCGUGUUGGAGCUACAAUAUGGUUGAGGUAAAAUCAAGGUCCACGUUAGGAAUGUAAGUCUAAUAUUCACUCCGACAGAGCCUCAGCUUUUGUUACACACCACCCUGAUGUUUGCAGAUUCACGUAUUCAAUAUACAGUAAACCUGGAUUGUUUAAUGUUUUUCCUGUGUACUUUCCAAGCAGCCAUUGGCUUCCAUUCAUUUCCAUACGUUAUGAAAAUCAAUUUGCAAUCUUUGUCUUUGUCAAACUUACGAUUGUGUUGUGCAUCUUUGAAUUAAUGUGCAUUUAUAACUGCAUUUACGAUAACAUUGACAUCAAUUAAAGCACAUAUGAUGUUUUUGGAAGCUCAUUUUCACACACAUAUAUAUGUAUAUAUAUAUUUAUG
Messenger RNA from Anarrhichthys ocellatus (wolf-eel), 3298 nucleotides. Its product is annotated as high-affinity choline transporter 1-like. The record is from RefSeq and is a predicted model, not a curated record. Gene Ontology annotation, cellular component: plasma membrane; axon; dendrite. Gene Ontology annotation, molecular function: choline:sodium symporter activity. The transcript is spliced from 9 exons. NCBI's taxonomy places the organism in Eukaryota, Metazoa, Chordata, Actinopteri, Perciformes, Anarhichadidae. Bases 272 to 2038 code for a protein of 588 amino acids. Gene Ontology annotation, biological process: acetylcholine biosynthetic process; synaptic transmission, cholinergic; choline transport.